AUGGGUGACGGUGGUGUCCUGCUCACCGCACUUGUCCUGCUGCUGGCCGCCGUGGCUGUCUGCUGGGCCAUCGGCCACUGGCAACCACGGCGGCGGCACACACGGACAGCAGCGACGAGGAGCAAGCGCUCCCGCGUCCGGCCCAGAGGCUCUCGGAGGAAGCGAGGAGCCCCCGCGGCUCCCAGCCCCACGCGCGGCGCCUGCAGCUGCCGCCGCUGCACGGCAGUGGCCCGCGAGCUGCAGGAACUGAUGCUGCUGCUCUGGGCUGGCACUGGGACACGUGUGCCGCUCUACGCGGGGAUGUGGCAGGCGCUGUGGGAAGGACUGGAGGAGCUGGGGAAGCGAGGCCACCUGCCCUGCUGCGGCUCCUUCAGAUCCUCCACAAGCCUCCGUCCCCGCAAGAGGCUGCUCCCAGCAAGACUCUCCAUCCCUGGGAGCGCCUCAACCCCUGCAAGGAUGGCACAGCAGCGGAGACCCGCCAUCCACGCAGGAGGUGCAGGCUGUCAGAGACCCUCCAUCCUGCCAGGAGCCUCUGCUAUCUCUGACAGCCUCCAUCCCUCACAGAGGCUCAGUGAGACCUGUCGGCCUGCAGAAGGUGCAGAGCCCAUGCACAGGUCUCCCAGCUCCCUUGGGCUCACGGACUUCAAGGGCACAACCCCGAGCCUUGACGUGGCCAGGGAAAGCCCUGAAGUCCAGAUGGGAGCCCAGCCCGAGGCAGGGGAGCUCCAAGAGACCUGUCGGCCUGCAGAAGGUGCAGAGCCCAUGCACAGGUCUCCCAGCUCCCUUGGGCUCACGGACUUCAAGGGCACAACCCCGAGCCUUGACGUGGCCAGGGAAAGCCCUGAAGUCCAGAUGGGAGCCCAGCCCGAGGCAAGGGAGCUUUCCCAGGAGCAGCUGGCGGAGCAGCCAGCGUCCUGGCACCAGCAGGUGUCAUCCCGCAGGUCCCAGGACGCUGUGUUGGCUGUGCCAGCUGGCAACAACCCCAGCCUGGUGGUGGAGCCGAUCCUUGAGACACCAAGGAGUCUCCUCCAUCCCCAGGAAGCUGCCGCACCACGGCUCUCGACUACCUCGAAGGCCUUCGUAAGAGCAGCUGCUCCUGGGACGCCCCCGGGCGAAGCCUCGGGCUGUAGCCCCGGCCGGCCACAAGAGCUGAGCGCGGCCCACGACGCCGGGGAUAGAGACGGGCGAAAGAAGGAGCUGCAGGAGCUCUACCAGCUGGGCCCGCAGCUGGGCAGCGGCGGCUUCGGCACCGUUUUCUCGGGCAUCCGCCUCUCGGACGGGAGGCCGGUGGCCGUCAAACGCGUGGCCCGGGAGAGCGUCCUGCAGUGGGUCGAGCUGGUGAGAAGGCUGCCCGAGGGGCCACGGGGGCAUGCCAGGCAGGGCCCGGCGCAGCCACAGGGCAGCGUCAGGCCCGCUGUAGGCGCUGUCUCCUCCUCACAGCCCGACGGCACCUGCGUUCCGAUGGAGAUCGCGCUCAUGGAGAAGGUGGGCUCCGGCUGCCGCUUCAUCAUCCAGCUGCUGGACUGGUUUGAGCUGCCUGACAGCUUCGCGCUGGUGAUGGAGCGUCCGGAGCGGUCGCGGGAUCUCCUGCAGCUCCUGCGGGAGCACGGGUUCCUGAGCGAGGACAAGGCGCGCUGGCUCUUCUGCCAGGUGCUGUGCGCCGUGCAGCACUGCACCGCCUGCGGCGUCCUGCACCGGGACAUCAAGCUGGAGAACCUCCUCGUGGACCCGGCAUGCGGAGAUCUGAAGCUGAUUGACUUCGGCUGCGGCACCUUCCUCCAGGAGCGAGCCUUCACGCGAUUUGCCGGUGAGCCGAGAGCCCCAGCCCGGGCCCUGCUCCCGGUGCCGGGCACUGCACGGCCCCGUUCCCUCCUCGGCCGUGGCCGUGGGGGGCGGCGUUCAGCCGGCUGCCGCCAGCCCUGUGGCACGGGGCGGAGCCGUGUCCCAGGAGCCGGCUGCCGGCCCUGCCCACACGGGGCGGGGGCCGCCAAAGCCGGGCCCCGGCCGCUCGGCUCGGCAGCCCUGCGAGGGCUGGGGCUGCCCCGUCGGCCUUGUCUGCCUUGCAGAAGGGGUUCUUGGCUUGGGCCGGAGGGCGCGGAGUGGCCUCGGGGGUGGGGGGAGGUUGUGGCCGGCAGUGCAGCCCCUGCCUCUGGCAGGAGGCUGGCGCCAGGCUCUGGAAGGCAGCAGCCUGCGGCUGGACAGCGCUGCCUGUGUCCCCUAGGAACACAGGCGUACAGCCCGCCCGAGUUGGUCGCCAUGGGCUGCUACCGCGGCGAUUCGGCCACCGUGUGGUCCCUGGGCGUGCUGCUGUACGCAAUGGUGUGCGGGAGCCUCCCCUUCGAGGACAACCGCGCCAUCGUGCUGGGGCAGCUCUUCUUCGGGCCGCAGGUCUCUCCAGGUUGGUACCCGGCCUCAAGCGGGCGGCUUUGGCAGACGGCAGCGCGCAGCCCGGCGCGGCCCUCCCGCAGCUCCGCGGCCCCUGCCCUCAAGGGCCGGCCGCAGGCAGGAGGCGGCCCGUGCCGCCGGGCUCCGUGUGGCACACGCCGCCUGAAGGAGGGGGCCGUGUCCCGCCGGGCCGCCCUCCCGCACCGGGCACCGGCGGCGCUCUGGGCCCGGCGCGGCUCUGAGCACACGCAGCACGGCCCGGGCCCCGCGGGCGUCGGGGGGCGCCGGGCACGAGCCUUCUGCAAGUGACCGCCGCUUUCUGCCUCCUCUCCGCAGAGUGCCAGCACCUCAUCUGCUGGUGUCUGUCCAAGCACCCCGCGGACAGGCCACAGCUGGAGGAGAUCUUGCGCCACCCUUGGCUGCGGGGCUGGCGGUUUUGAGGCCUUGCCAGAGCCUCUGCAGCACCCAGGUACCCGGGCCCAGGCAGGACUCAAUAAAAGAAAAAAACACCAAACCAACCACAAACCAAAAAAUAAAACAACCACCAACCCAUUCCCGGCUGUCAGGUCUGGUGCUAUUUGGGACCAUUUCCACUCCGAGCCGAGCCCCAAUGUCCCCUCAUAAUGACCGCCAGCUUGAGGGAGGAGCCGCCAUUUAAGGGAAGCCGUGAGGGGCAAGCAGUCACCCCGCAAAGAAAUGGGGGUAAUCUGGGAAAACACCCACACAUAUCAAACACCCACCAGCUCCCCGAGUGAGGAGGGACCCUGGCAACUCCCAGAGUGACGCCAGCUCCUCUGGUCACUUUUGAAACGUCACCCCCGAAGGGCACGGGAG
Molecule: messenger RNA, 3219 nt
Organism: Prinia subflava (tawny-flanked prinia)
Lineage: Eukaryota; Metazoa; Chordata; Aves; Passeriformes; Cisticolidae
Exons: 6
Coding region: 1-2694 (897 amino acids)
Biological process (GO): protein autophosphorylation
Cellular component (GO): cytoplasm
Molecular function (GO): ATP binding; protein serine/threonine kinase activity
Source: RefSeq, a predicted model, not a curated record